CGGAUCCUCUCGUUCACUAUGUUACCAGGACUGCAAUUCUAAAACGUAAAAUAUCGAAUAUUAAUGGCAUUAUCAUCACAAACACACAUAAUGGUCGGCUUGAUGGGAUCACAAGAUUUCUCAAGGAAUUCUUUUCCCAACACCCUAAUACCGAUGAAUCUCAAAAGCUUGACUGUCUCGUGAUUCUUACCCAAGAAUUCAAUAAUGAACCAAUUAUUAAUAUCCUAAAAGAUAAUGGAUUCGAGAAUAUAAAUGAUUUUAAUUAUAGAGAUCCGAUUUUUGAAAACCAAAAUAUAAAUAUGAGAUGUUUUUUUCACAAUAAAGGAAGACCUUUAGUUUUAAAACGUAAAAAACAUGUUGACCAAAAUUCAGGCUUCUGGCAAAGAGGAUAUAAAAAUGCAGUGAGAACUUUUUGGAGAAAAGUUGAUGAUAAAUCAUUACAAGAUUUGCCAAUAGAAAGAUCCGGUGAUGAGUUAUUUAUAAACGUACGAAAUAACCUAUCUAAAACUCAUGUUGAUCUAUCAAGUAUUCUUACAUGUUUACAGUAUUCAAGAGAUGGAAAUAUAAAAACAAUGCUUCUCACUAGUGAUAGUGCUGUUUCUUGGAUAUUAGAAGUUAUAACGAUAAAGUUGAAAGAACACCUGCAAAUACAAUUAAAUGAAUGA
Molecule: messenger RNA, 665 nt
Organism: Racocetra persica
Lineage: Eukaryota; Fungi; Glomeromycota; Glomeromycetes; Diversisporales; Gigasporaceae
Source: the annotation of a GenBank genome assembly